UCAAUCUUGCCGACGGACGGAUACGGAAUGCAAAAUCGGAAGGAUUUUGAUGAUUUUGCACUCCCUUGAAAUUCUGAGACAACAUCGUGAACUUGGAUAUUAAUGUUAAUAUUUUAGCGGCCAAUGGUCUUUUGAAGGUUUGAUCGGUUGAUCGUUUGGUCGUUUGAGUCGGGCCUCUCUCUCUGCCUCUCUAAAAGAUCCAACGGUCCAACAGUCCGUCCACACACCCAGACCUCACUUCACCUUUAUUACCAUACUUCACUUUCACCAUACAGAUUAUUCACGGGACCGAUCGAGUUAACUCAAAAGGAAAAUCAAAACACAUCAAUUUCCAUUCCUCCACGGCUUUUUUCAUUUUCUUUUUUUCGAGAUAUCUUCAACCGGUGUCGGAUACCAUGAAAUACUAAUGAAUAUUUUAAUACUUUGAUACUUGAUACUUUGAUACCAUUCCAUUCCUUUCCUUUCCUUCCCGCCCGUCACGACACAUCCACCCAAUACACAGCUCACUCAUUCCGAUUGGAGAGACAAAGAUAUCGAUAUCUGGCCGGUUCUUUUAUCCUCAAAACCUCAAUCCUACCCCAUCUAUCUUAUCCUCCCUCGCUCCCCUUUAUCUUUGGGAGACAUCAUAUCAUGUCUGCACAAGAUUCAUCUGCUGGAGGUUAUUUUGAACAGGUAACUACUGUUAUCAGUUCUAUCGCAGGUUACCUUAAAUUUCCUGUCCUUGUGUCAUCGGUACAUUUUCUUUCACACAAUUCCAAUUUCAAUUUCAAUUCCAAUUCAUCUACAUCUACAUCUACAUCUACAUCUACAUCUACAUCUACAUCUACAUCUUUCUUGUGAAAAGGGAAAAAAAGAAAAACCUGGGAAAUAUUUGAUGGUCAAUUGUACCGCGCUUGUACUUACCCUUUUUUUUUAACAGGGUAUAACUUUUUAUUAAGUUCUCUUCUUUACUUCAAGCAAAAGUAUUCCCUCCUCCCCCUUAAUCCACUUUCCCAGCUUUUCUUUUUCCAUCAUCACACAUCACCAUACCACACACCACAUCACAUCGCCUACCCAAAACACAAACCACCCCCAACCAUGUUAUCAACCAAUAAAAUACUGAUCAACACGUUGUUUCAAUCUUUAGAUCCUUGAUUUAUCCAAGUUCCAUCCCAAAUGCCGCCCGCACCCAAGUCCCACGACCCUCACAAUUUGGCAUAUCGGAUUUCGAGGAGUUGAUGAUCCCUACGCCUGAUGGGGAAAAGCUUUCAGCAUUCUAUAUUCGAGCACCGCAGACGAGGAAGAGAAAGAAUGUCACAAUGCUCAUGUUUCAUGGCAAUGCCGGGAAUAUCGGUCAUCGAAUACCUAUCGCGAGACGAUUUAUAAACAUUGUGGGAUGUAGUGUCUUAAUGUUGGAGUACCGGGGUUAUGGUCUCUCAACUGGAUCACCGGAUGAGAAAGGUCUCAUGAUAGAUGCUCAGACUGGUUUUGACUAUCUUCGCAAAAGAGCAGAGACGAGGGAUAAUGAUAUUGUGAUCUAUGGACAGAGCCUUGGAGGUGCCGUAUCAAUACAAUUGGUGGCUAAGAAUCAAAACGACGAAAGAUUAGUGGGUCUAGUUUUGGAAAAUACUUUUCUCUCCAUGAGAAAGUUGAUACCAUCGUACGUUGUGUCCACUACACCACUUGAUCGAGCACUAAUGUUUCAAAGUGUCAUCCCACCAGCUAGAUAUCUCACUUAUCUAUGUCAUCAAGUCUGGGCAUCUGAUACAUACCUGCCUUCCAUUACCGAAGUCCCUAUCCUCUUUAUUAGCGGUCUCUUGGAUGAGAUUGUACCGUAUGUUUUCUUUCAUUUCUUCCUUUCAUACACAAUCCUCUAGAAUGAUGACCCAAUUUCCAUCCACAAAACAUGAUGUCCCUUCUGGGACCAGAUUACAAAUCACGAGAACUUUUUGUCUGACUACCUCAACACAACAUAUUAUUUUCAUAACCACAAAAUCACCAUAUACCCUUCCACUAACUCUUCAAAUCAUAGACCUAGCCACAUGCGCCGCCUCUUUGAGAUUUGUCAAUCCCCGACCAAAAUAUGGAAACCUCUUCCUGGUGGUGACCAUAAUUCCAGCGUCGUCGAAAUCGGGUAUUUUGAAGCCGUAGCGGAUUUUGUUCAGAAUCUAGACACCAAACACGGUUAAAAUGAUACCUACUACGGAAGGAAGAUCAACAUACCAAAGUUUCUGGUUUUCAGCACGCAAACUUGAUAUAGACAUUUGGCGGGGCGUUUUGUGGUGCAAUUAGAUUUAGAUUAAAUUCGACUAGAACAGCAUACAUAGUAUGGCUUUCAGCAUCCAGGCUACUUAAUUACUCCUUUUAAUCAAGCGAGAAUCGAGCCUAUUACUUACUUUACUUGAAGAGGGUCGAUGAAUUUUAGAUUUCUAUAUGUAUAUGAGCGAUGCAUGGAUGGAUGGGUGGGUGGAUGGAUAGAUGAAUGAACCAAUCCAGCUAUGGGAAAAUUUUAAAUUAGGAAGAGAGAGACAGAGCACGGUGGAGAUAUGGUAGGGGUAUCGCAGUAUCGCGGAGUGGAGGGGAGAAAGGCAGGAGAGGGGGAGAUAUCUGCAGGCAAUAAGUAAUAAGUAACAAAUAACAAGCAAGAUA
Molecule: messenger RNA, 2628 nt
Organism: Sclerotinia trifoliorum
Lineage: Eukaryota; Fungi; Ascomycota; Leotiomycetes; Helotiales; Sclerotiniaceae
Source: the annotation of a GenBank genome assembly